AUGAGUUCUGGGAUGCAAGAUAGCAGUGGUCGGAUUAAUAAGACAAACACGACACAUCGAGCUUGGUCAAGUAGGGAGGAAGAGGUUCUUUUGGCGGCCUUGAAGGAGUUAGUAGCUGAAGGUUGGAAAUCCGACAACGGAUUUCGUGCGGGAUACUUGAAGAAAUUGGAGGAGUCAAUUAAAAUAAUAAUUCCAACAACCGACUUGAAAGGCAUGCCGCAUAUAAAUUCAAAAAUAACGACUUGGAAGAAGGAUUAUAACUCACUAACGAACAUGUUGAAGAUUACUGGCGUAGGCUUCAACGUGCAGGGCACGCACAUGAUCGAUGCCACUGAUGAGCAGUGGGAUCAUAUUAGGAAGGUGGAUGGCAAUGCAAAAAACAUGCAAUUUAAAAGUUUUAAGUACUUUGAUCAAUGGUCUGAAAUCUUCGGGAAGGACAGGGCCACCGGAGAUGUCGCUGAAGAUUUAACGGAGGCAUCACGUCAGAUGUAUCACAACAUCAAUCUCACCCAACCUCAGGACGUCGAUGGUGAUUACCAUGUCACGCUAGAUGAUGUGAAUGAAGACGUACCUCUUGCUAACAGUGUUAGCCAAACCCAGCAAGCCGAGUCUGAAGUACGCCCUCCUAAGAAAUUGAGAAAGAAGGGUGGCGGGGGCGACAAGAUGUUUGAGUACAUGGCCGAAAUCAGCCGCGACACUAAAAUUUCACUUGACACAAUCGCAGGUCGAAUGGGCCAUGAUCAAGAUAUCUCCAUGGCGAGGAAGGAGAUCUAUGCUCAACUGAAUUCAAUCAGUGGAUUGUCCCAAAAAGAGAAGUUCGAAAUAACCAAAAUGUUAGCCAAAGAAGUUGAGCUCCUAGAUGUGUUCACAAGUCUACCCGAAGAUGCGAAGAAGGAGUACGUUUACCACCUUCUUGAGGAGAAGAAGAAUAAGUACAAUGGUGGAAGUAAUUUGGAGUGA
Molecule: messenger RNA, 960 nt
Organism: Salvia miltiorrhiza (redroot sage)
Lineage: Eukaryota; Viridiplantae; Streptophyta; Magnoliopsida; Lamiales; Lamiaceae
Exons: 3
Coding region: 1-960 (319 amino acids)
Source: RefSeq, a predicted model, not a curated record